CAUACGCACACUCGUUGGAGAGAGACUGUGGCUCGCUAGGGGAGCAGUGCAGAGUAGCGGGGGCAGUUGUGACAGAAAACGAAAAAGCAGCACUGUGGUGUCACCACAACCAUAGAAGAUGGUGCUGAAGGCACAGUGAUGCCACCGACAACUACGCAUCAGUUACACAGACAGAAAAGCUGUUCAGCAAACAUCUCAGACAUUUCAACAGCCGAGCAUCGUGCUGAUUUGCAAUUCUCAGCAGCAGCAUUCAUCAAGAGACAAAUGUUGUUCCCUGAACUUCUUGCACUACUAUUUUGAUGAAAGUUUUUGUGAAUGGGGAUCCUGUUGUGGUCACAUCACAGGAGAGUUAAAAGCUUUGGCUAGCAGGGUUCAGCAAGAACAGAAAACAGUAAAUUAGCAUCUAAAAGGGAAAGAGGAAAUAAAUAAAUAAGCGAGUCGCAUUUCGCCAUGGAGACAGCCAUUUUAGAUUGUAUGCACCAUAAUAAAUGGGAGCAGUCAAACACUCAGAGUGAACAUGUUCGCUAACAUUAUUAAUGAGCGCACAUCUUGUAUUUAUUCAUUCUUUGCAAAAAGUAAGGACUUUCAUCUAGCUUCAAUCAGAAGAAAUAUAACAAUGGUUCAGGUAAAGCUCCAGUGAUAAUGACAUCAGGUGAUCUUGAGUGAAACACCAGUGAUAAUGUUGUCGAGUGUGAUGCUGGGCGUCUUCCUGUCACUCCUCAUCCUCCUGACUGUCAGUGGUAAUGUGCUGGUGUGCCUGGCUGUCUGCGCCUCUCGACGCCUUCGCUGCCUCACUAACUGCUUCAUUGUGUCACUGGCUGUGACGGACUUGCUGCUCGGCCUCUUGGUCCUCCCUUUCUCCGCCCUCCUACAGCUCAACGAUGAGUGGCCUCUUGGCCCGGUUUUCUGUAACUUCUACAUCUCCAUGGAUGUCAUGCUGUGCACCGCCUCCAUCCUCACCCUCCUGACCAUCAGUGUGGACCGCUACCUGGCCGUGACCAUGCCUCUGAGAUAUACCUCACUGGUACUGCCAUGGAGAGUUGCUGUGGCCAUGGCCAGUGUUUGGACAGUGUCUGUGGCCGUGUCUUUCCUGCCCAUUCAAAUGGGCUGGAACACUGUUAAUGGGACAGUACAGAACCAGGGACCUUGGGCUCCAGAGAGGAGGUGUCGUUUUGAGCUGAACAGACCUUAUGUACUGACCGACUCACUUCUCACUUUCUACCUGCCUCUGAUAGCAAUGUGCUGGACCUACCUCCAAAUACUUCGAAUUGCACGGGCACAGGCAAAACGCAUCAUCAGCGCUCGACCCACUUGCCUCAACAGCCACAACUGCAGGAACAAUCCUUCCACCAGUUCCAGUGUGGUUUCUAGUGUUUCAGCAGUGGCUCUGCGGGAGCACAAAGCCACAGUGACACUGGCAGCAGUGAUAGGAGCUUUUGUGGUGUGCUGGCUUCCGUAUUUCAUCCUGUUCACAGUGCUGGGUCUGAAGGAGCAUCCAGACCCAAGUACAGUACCAGAAUAUCCCAUUGUGUUGUGGCUUGGUUACGCCAACUCAGCCCUCAACCCGAUCCUCUAUGGAGCCCUCAACAGGGACUUCAGGUCAGCCUACACCCAUUUACUGAGAUGUCGAUGCCCUACUUACAGUGGGUGGAUGAGCCGACAACCAUCUCCCACCGUAGCAACAGCCAGAGAUGAGCUUACAGAGGUGACGCUGCUGUGUGGCCACACUCCUUCCACCUGCAGGGCAGGUCAAACAGAUCAAACCUUCAUGCUUCAAGAAAUGAACAGCAGUGCAAGCCCCACAACCAUCCAAUUCACAAAUGGCACUGCUGCCACAGAUGCCAGUAACAAUGAAGGGUCAUGCUGAGUCUGUGCUGGUGGGGUGGAUGUUGCGUUCGCUACGCUGCUGUUGCAACCAAGAACCAGAAGCCAUCAGCCUAAGAUGACAGAGCAACACACGGAGAAAACGACAGACAGAGACUUACAGCCCCUCUAUUUGGAAGCCUUCAUGCCACCGCAGAAGCAUUCGUAAUACACCAUCAAUCACUCCAUCCAUAAUCAAAGUGACAAAAAUGAGAAAUGUGGGACCUCAGCAACUGCACACCUCAUCAACAGGAAAUAACUGCAUCUGCUCAAGACCAAACAAAUGAAGACGCCUCUGAAUGGAUGGAGCUAAAAGUCUAGGUGACUAAGAAAAUCCUCCCACUUCAAACCAAACAUCAAACAGGCCAACACGUGGCCCUGAUGUUCCUGAACUAACUGCAGAUUGUAUGAAGCACUGGAGGACUAAAUGCAGCCAGCCAAUUAACUCCCUGGUCGUUAAUUUCAUGAACUACAUUUUUUAUGAGGACUCGAGAGUGCACUCCUGUGGACACAGGAAGUAUCACAACUUCAUCCUGGACAGAGUAAAUGGAAAUGGGUGUUACACAAAAUCAGGGAAUGGAAGGGGGAAAAAAAGAUAAAUGGACUUGUAUUAAACCUAUCACUUUAUGUGGACUGUGUUUAAAUGUGUGACAUUUGUGUGUGUGUGGCAUGCAAACUAAUGGUAUGUGUCUAUUUUGAAAAAUGCAGUCGCCUCCAGACUUUGUCUUUACUGUUGCUCAUUCAGUGGCACAAAGCUGGAAAAUGUAUCACGUUGUAAAAGUAAAUGAGGACUGAAAAUGACAUGUAUUGUUCCUCAAAAGUAGAAAAUUACAACCAUACUGUACCAAUAAAAAGCAGCUUGAAUAAAGAAUAUAAUAUAUACCACCAUUUUGGAGGCAAUACAGAUGGGCUGCAGUUAAGAGUUGAUAGGGUUUAUCGUGUGAGAUGAUACAGAAAACACAGCGUGAGUGUGAAGGAAUACAAGUACAAUGGAAAUAAUUCAUCACAGCUGUCAGCACAAACUACUGCCCCAUUAACACUUAACCUCCUCCAUACUUCAAGCUAUUUCCUUUGAGGACUGACACAGAAGUGUACAUAACGUCUAUCUGCACGUCAACAGCAGGAAACAAGUGUUGGGGGGGAUUUACGACCCAUUCAACCACAUGGAAACACUUAUUUAGUAUUUAUAACGACUGGGGUAGUCAUUGCUGCAAUUAGGCACCACAGAUUUUUUUUCCAACUUUCAUUCAUACCAAGUAGAUUAAUGAAAAUUAAUGCUCCAUUAUGGGAACUUAACAGUCUACACUAAUUCACAC
Molecule: messenger RNA, 3179 nt
Organism: Scatophagus argus
Lineage: Eukaryota; Metazoa; Chordata; Actinopteri; Scatophagidae
Gene: hrh2a
Product: histamine receptor H2a
Exons: 5
Coding region: 680-1867 (395 amino acids)
Biological process (GO): adenylate cyclase-activating adrenergic receptor signaling pathway
Cellular component (GO): membrane
Molecular function (GO): G protein-coupled receptor activity
Source: RefSeq, a predicted model, not a curated record